Peromyscus californicus insignis is the source of this 2101-nucleotide messenger RNA. RefSeq names its product carboxypeptidase vitellogenic like (gene Cpvl). Gene Ontology annotation, biological process: proteolysis. The record is from RefSeq and is a predicted model, not a curated record. Lineage: Eukaryota; Metazoa; Chordata; Mammalia; Rodentia; Cricetidae. The coding region runs from base 1 to 2055 and encodes 684 amino acids. The transcript has 13 exons. Gene Ontology annotation, molecular function: serine-type carboxypeptidase activity.
AUGGCAAAGUCCUGGGGACGCGCGGGAAGCACCGGCCUCCGGACUCUGCCUGCACUUCCUGCUCCGCCAGAUGACGCGCUGCGGCCGCCGCUAUUUAUUCGUGCUCGCCGUCCCUCUCGGCGCCUGGGCGCGCUCCGCUGCGGGCGGCGGGGUGGCAGGGGCGCAGCGAGGCCGAGGCGGUGGGGCGGAAGGAUGGGACCGCCGCUCUCACUGUCCCCGCCUUCCCCGCCGCGGGCCCGCUCCCUGCGCGCGACUGGAACCUGGGGCGCCCCGCGGCUCCCCGCACCGGCUCUCGGGAUCCCGCCGCCACCGCCGCCGCCGCACUUCGAGCGGCCCGGGCAAAGGCGGGGGAGACAGAUAGACAGCGACCUCCCCCUUCUCCCUCCGCCCCAACUCGGCUCGCUCGCGCACACAAAGGAAGGAGAGGAACGCCGGCGCUCCCGGCUGAAUCGGCUCCGCCGGCUUGACAGCUCCUGCGCCCCUGGCAGCAGUGGGAGGCUGAGGACCACAGGGUGGGGACCGACCCGACAGGGAGCUUGCCCCGAGGUGCUGGGCACACCUCCAGGGACGCAAGGCGGGCCGAGCAACAGUGUACAGCGCUGCUUCCCGGGCCAAGAAACAGUUGGCACCAUGUGGAAGGUGAUUGUCUCAUUGGUCCUGUUUAUGGUCAGCCCUGGUGACGGACUCUUUCGCUCCAUAUACCGAAGCACCAUUGUUUCCCCGCCAUUCAAGGGAAACGCAGGCUGGCCUCUGUUUCUUAGCCCUUAUAUCCAAGCUGGGAAGAUCAAGCUGGCGCAAAGGAAGAGCGAGGUCAGUCCUUACCCUGGAAUGAACUUGAAGAGUUAUGCCGGCUACAUCACGGUGAAUAGGACUUACAACAGCAACCUCUUCUUCUGGUUCUUUCCGGCUCGGAUACAGCCUGAGAAUGCCCCAGUAGUCCUCUGGCUUCAGGGCGGGCCUGGAGGUUCAUCCAUGUUUGGACUCUUUGUAGAACAUGGGCCUUAUGUUAUCACAAGCAACUUGACUGUUCUUGCCAGAGACUUCACUUGGACCACUACCCUUUCCAUGCUUUACAUUGACAAUCCGGUGGGCACAGGGUUCAGCUUCACUGAUGAUCUCCGGGGAUAUGCCAACAGUGAGAGCGAUAUAGCCCAAAAUUUGUACAGUGCACUGAUUCAGUUUUUCAAGUUGUUCCCUGAGUAUGCGAAGAAUUUGUUUUAUGUCACUGGGGAGUCUUAUGCAGGGAAGUAUGUGCCGGCCAUAGCACACUAUAUCCACUCCCUCAACCCCGUGAGAGAGUUCAAGAUCCGCCUGGAAGGAAUUGCCAUUGGAGAUGCAUACUCUGAUCCCGAAUCGAUUAUAGGAGGGUAUGCAACAUUCCUGUACCAAAUUGGCUUGUUGGAUGAGCAGCAGCAAAAGCACUUCCAGAAGCAGUGCAACAAGUGCAUAAAAUACAUCAAAGAUCAGCACUGGCUGGAGGCCUUUGAAAUCCUGGAUAAGCUGCUGGACAGUGAUUUAACAAAUGAGCCAUCCUACUUCCAGAAUGUGACAGGGUGUACCAAUUACUACAACAUUUUACAGUGCACGGAACCUGAGGACCAAGGUUACUACGGGAAAUUCUUGUCACUCCCACAAGUGAGACAAGCCAUCCACGUGGGAAACCGGACUUUCAGUGACGGUGCCGAGGUCGAGAAGUACUUGAGAGAGGACACAGUGCAGUCGGUGAAGCCCUGGCUAGCUGAGAUCAUGGAUCACUACAAGGUUCUGCUCUACAAUGGCCAACUAGACAUCAUCGUGGCAGCAGCCCUGACAGAGCGCUCCUUGCUGGCCAUGGAUUGGAAUGGAUCACAGAAAUACAAAAAGGCCAAAAAAGUGGUUUGGAAGAUCUUCAAAUCUGAUAAUGACGUGGCUGGUUAUGUGCGAAGCGUGGAUAAAUUCCACCAGGUAAUUGUUCGAGGUGGAGGACACAUUUUGCCCUAUGACCAGCCGCUGAGAUCUUUUGACAUGAUCAAUCGAUUCAUCUUUGACAGAGGAUGGGAACCUUACAAUUCAUAAACUCCUUUCCAUAAACAGUUACAAAUUUUAAUCACAAAAGAUUUUA